UUAAUUAUUUUUCUUAAUCGCCUAACUUACUACUACCACCUAUCGGACGGGAGGUUAUGCGCGUCCAUUGUGUUGCUAGGAGAUAGAAUGUACUGUAGCACACUACAGUAACAACGUGUUUAAACAUGGAUGCUUUUGACUUUAAAAGUUACAACGGAUUACGUUUCGGACGUUAAUGUUUCAAAAAGAAGAAGGUGCUUCUCACUGGCUGAUAGCUUUCAGAAUGGCAGAGGAGCACAAAAGCAUGACUUUGUGCAGAAGACAAAAGGAGAGUUGUGAUAAAGAAAAGAGCUGCCAUGGAUGUUAUACUUUAGACAAAGACUUCCUGCUGCAACUUCAUGAGGUUGGUGAACCAUCUGAACUUUGCACUGUCAACAUCAGUGAGCAGAAGCUGUAUGCUGUCAAGCCAGAAGACCUCAAGACAUUUGACAACGUCGGCUACGUGGAUGCAUCAAUUAACUCCCUCUCUUUAGUUCAGACAAUUUCCACUCAAAAGUUAAUUAGUUCUGCUUUAAACAUGUCAACUGUGUUUUUCCAAAGGCUCUUUUGGCAGUUUUGUUUCUUUAAAAGAACUCAAUCUGGCUGUGAACGGCCUUUGCAAUGUCGCCUUUGAUGCAAUAGACUUUCCUCAUCUUCAGGUUUUGGAUUUGUCCUAUAACUAUUUGUCAGCUGAUGAUGUUGUCUCCUUCAGCCGCCUUCCUCUACUGAAAGUUCUUUAUCUGACCGGAAAUUAGCUUUGUUUGUUUCCGCCUCAUCUUGGAACACAGUAUCAAGACCCUCUCUCAACUUUGCACACUGAAGAUCCUUUUAACGCCCUGGAGGUCCUGAUGCUCGAUGAUAACAAAUUGUCCUCGGAGGUCUUUGGCAGCCUCUCAGCCCUCAAGAGACUGAAGCACUUAAACCUACAAGGUAACCGCAUCACAAAAAUACCAUAUUUGAAUGUGAUGACCGGCUGCUCCAGACCCGUGCAGACCCCCCUUGAAAAAGAAGGACGUGCCCUAGAUGAGCAGAGGAGUUUUAGCACCAUGUCACAGGAGAGUGACUUCCUCAGAGCGUUACUGUCACCUCUACCAGAGCUCCAGUUCUUUGAUUUAUCUCACAACAAGAUUGCAGAGGAGGAGGCGCUGCUGCCUGCAUCCAUUUUCUCAAAGCUUCGAGAAAUCGACAUUCGCUCCAACACUUUGACCACAAAGAAAAGCGGAAACCUCCCACUGCUGACAUAUUACUUACAGGAGAAGAUGGGAAUAACAGUGACAUGUAAAGAUGUCAAGCAUGGACUCCAGAUGCCUGCUUCUACUCACCAAAAUGUUUUUGAUGGGUUUGUGGUGGCGGAGGUGUUACACAAGCCUUUGUUGCUGCAGCAGUGUCGUCCUGCUGGAAUCCAGUUUGAGGAAGGGAAGAUGGCAGUGUGGUUAAAGGGCAACUUCAACACAGAUGAACAUGUCUUUGUCACAAAGGCAAACAACUUCCCUGAAGACGACCAAACGUCCAUGAAACUCAAAGACAAGGGCGCGCCUGAAGGGUUCUCUCCCAGCAGAAAGAAGAAGAUGGACGCAAAAUCAGAUCCUGAUGUGGUGCGGCCCGUCGGAAUCCAAACAGCUCUUCAAAUGCUGGAGUGCACACUGAAAAAUCUUAAUAUUUACAGACUCUCCAAACCAAAACUCGAUAGCAUCCAGACGCCGUACAGACCAAGACUCAAACGGGUUUGGACAGACGAGAAUAUUAAGGAACCACCACCUUUGAGACCAAAACAGAGUGAACUACUUGAUGAGAUAAUCAAGGACUUAAGGUGCCGUAAUACUGGAACUGGUUUGAGGAAGAGAGAACACAAGGAGGCACUCAAGCUGCUGAGGGAUUUGGAGACACAACACAAGCUCCUGCACAGGAAAGCAAUGUAACAAGGAAGGAGCCAAGAGUGAAUAGGUAAAGUGCUGCUGAAUAUGUAUGAUCAUCUGGAAAUAUCAUUAAUAUUAGGCAUUAUUUUUUCUUUAAACCAGUGGUUAAAUGGUUUAUGAAAUGAUUCAAAUAAUAGGUGACUACUGUAAAUCGAAAAAGUCCAAGUUGUUUAGCAGUAACUUAAACUGAUGAUGUCACUAUGACAUCACCACAGAUCCUCAGACAGUUUACGCGGUCCAUAAACUGACCUGGAUUUUCCUGCCGGUGAUUAUCAGUGACAAAUUGCAAAUGCACCACACAGUUCCAUCUGGUCCACAGCACUCUGAACUUUGUGAUCCCGCGACGUGAAAAUGAUCUACUAAUAUAAGCAAAGCUCGAAAAGACAAAUUGCACAAUCUGCAUAUCUUUUAUUAAGUCCACAUGGCCUCUGGAAGUCUUUCCAGAUGAUUCACAAUUACUGAAGCUAAACCAAAUGUUGGGAUUGGUGCAAUAUUUUGUGUUUGUGUAAUGUUGAAUUGAGUAUAUUGAUGACUACACAAAAAUAAAGGCCAAUAAAAAUAGUUCUAACAGUGGUUAAUAAAUCAGAGAAUUUCAUUGAAAUUCUUAAAUGUGAGCAUUAAUGUGAACUUGUCAACACUGGAUAGAUAAAUGGGCUCAGGUGUUAUUCACCCUGUGAGAGAAAUUAUAUAUAUAAUAAAUAAAUAUAUUUUAUUAAUCCCACGAGGGAAU
Molecule: messenger RNA, 2625 nt
Organism: Entelurus aequoreus (snake pipefish)
Lineage: Eukaryota; Metazoa; Chordata; Actinopteri; Syngnathiformes; Syngnathidae
Product: X-ray radiation resistance-associated protein 1-like
Exons: 16
Coding region: 828-1898 (356 amino acids)
Cellular component (GO): nucleus
Molecular function (GO): protein binding
Source: RefSeq, a predicted model, not a curated record